Messenger RNA from Epinephelus moara (kelp grouper), 3669 nucleotides. It is a transcript of the gene otop2, whose product is annotated as otopetrin 2. NCBI's taxonomy places the organism in Eukaryota, Metazoa, Chordata, Actinopteri, Perciformes, Serranidae. Gene Ontology annotation, biological process: proton transmembrane transport. The transcript is spliced from 7 exons. Gene Ontology annotation, cellular component: membrane. Gene Ontology annotation, molecular function: proton channel activity. The coding region runs from base 589 to 2331 and encodes 580 amino acids. The record is from RefSeq and is a predicted model, not a curated record.
UAGGAAGCAAACUGCUUAGCUGUAUUUCUAAGUUAUGUCUUGGGUUUUUAAAUGUGAUGAGUCAGCAGCGUUGCACUCAGCAAAUAAAACCCUAAUCCUGCUUUCUGGCACAGGUACCAGGAUUAUGCAUGACAAAAUAAAAACAUACACACGCCCUCACUGAACCUGGCUGUCCCCUGAGGCUGUCUCUCACCUGUGCCACAGUUGCAUGUUAUUAGAGAUAAGCAGUGUGUUUAUAUGGAAUAGCAAUAAAAUGCGUGGCAUGACGGGAAUUGACAUGGACAUGACGAUAGGAGCGGCACUUGAAGGUGUUGGAUGAGCCCUGUGGCCGCGGGGCAAGACGUGAGAGUAAUUAAUCAGAUGAAACUAAUUACACCUGUCUCUUUCUCCAAUUACUGCACCUUGAGGUGCGCGAGCUGUAUGUCCUGCAGAAAGAGGAACGCAUGUCCACUUAAUGAUUUCAAACUCUCUGUAUUUAAACUACCUAUACAGUUCAUCUUUAGACACGAUAAAGACAGGUCCAACGCUCCUGAGACUUGCCUCUGAUUUUUGUUUUGUGACGUACAAUCUCCGUUUGGUCGCAACACCAUGAAAACUAUCGCUGAACAGCUGUUCCGGACCCGCAUCAAACAUUUCUCGAGAAAAAGGCGAAAUGAUGUUGUGGAGGCCCAUCCGUCCAACAUUGAGACAGCAGCUGAGAUGGACAACAUCCAACAUUUGACCAGCCCUUCCUCUGGUGUGGAGGUUGUUAGCGACAGCGUUCACCAUGUGGAGACAAUGAUGGAGAGGGCCCACCAUGGUGGUGGAUGGCUCCUGUCUGGCAUCAUCUGCAUCAACAUCCUGAUCCUGGGCUGCGCUCUAGUCAGCGGCAGCGCCUUCAACAGCGUGGCCAUUACUGCUGUGCACAGGCAAAUCUUCCUCAUCAUUCUCCUCCUCCUCACGAUGCUGUGGAUGCUGUUUUACACAGUCUUCACCUCCAAAAAGGAUCAAGCAAUCUCGUUCAAAGACAGCCACGCAGGGCCUGUGUGGCUCCAAGCUGGACUUCUGCUGUUUGGGCUUCUCAGUCUCCUCAUGGACGUCUUCAAGAUAGCCACCUAUGUGGGCUACCUUCACUGUGAUUCUGCUGUUAAAGUCGCAUUUCCCGUUGUCCAAGCUGUAUUCCUGUUUGUCCAGACAUACUUCCUCUGGGUUCAUGCAAAGGACUGUGUGCAGCUACACACAAAUUUUACAAGGUGUGGGCUUACUGUGACGCUUUCAACUAACCUUGUGGUGUGGAUGGCUGCUGUGACCGAGGAAUCGAUUCACCAAACUGAGAUUCCUGGUCUAAAUGUCAGUGUCUCACACAAGAUGUACAGAGACAGCUAUGGUGGUAAAAAGUGUAAAUGCAGUCACUCAGCGUGCGACACCUUCAAAGAGGCCUUCUACUACCUGUACCCCUUCAACAUAGAGUACAGUCUCUUUGCUUCAGCUAUGGCCUACGUCAUGUGGAAAAAUGUUGGUCGGCUGGUGGACGAUCACAGUCACCACAGCAUUAAGUUCCGUCCAAAGGAUUUGUGUUUAGGACCCGUAAUGGGAAUGCUCCUGGUGGUGGCAGGCCUUGUAACAUUCAUAUUGUAUGAGGUGGAUGUACUGCAAGAGGACGGGAAGAAUAGAAACAGGGCCCUGCUGAUUCAUUUCAUCAUGAAUAUAGUGAUAGUGAGCCUGAUGUGUGUGUCCACUGUGAUCGGUUGCAUCAUCUACCGGCUGGACCACAGGGAGCACACAUUGAAGGAAAGCCCGUCUCACAGCCUGGAUGUGGGGCUGCUGGUGGGAGCCUCCAUGGGACAGUUUAUCAUCAGCUAUUUUACCAUCGUGGCCGUGGUGGCGACGGGAGCCAGAGGGUACCUGAACGCCCUGAACCUGUCCUGGGCCGUGCUGACGGUGCUCCAGCUCGGCCUGCAGAACUACUUCAUCAUCGAGGGCCUCCAUCGGGAGCCCUUCCACGUGAUGCAGGAAGCGGCUCUGCACACAAACGCUCACGCUCUCCAGGAACACUCAGACAUGGACAUUGUUGAGGAGAAAAGUAAAUCCAGCUACGCCCUGACAAGCCUUGAUAAGCCAAGUUGGAAGAGAAGAGUACUGAAGGAAGUCUGUGCCUUUCUUCUGUUUGCUAACGUUAUUCUGUGGAUCAUGCCCGCCUUCGGUGCUCGUCCCCAGUUCGAUCAUCACAUCGAGAUAAGGUUCUACAAUUUCGCAAUGUGGGCGGCCAUCGUGAAUAUUGGACUUCCUUUUGGAAUCUUCUACCGCAUGCACUCUGUUGCCAGCCUGUUUGAGGUGUACUUAAUUUCUUAGACUUAUUUUUGAGUAUGGAGAGAAACUUUGUAAUGGUCGAUUUUAUUUAUUAAUUCAUACAUGCUAGUCCUCUGGUCUAAGACAGUCCAAAAAUAUUAGUAAACAUGAACAACUCUGUCCUUUUUUUUUUUUUUUUUUUUUUUUAAACUGGAGAGCUAAAACUCAAAUGUGUGAUGUCAUAGGGUGUGAAGUCUGGAACUGCUCCAUAGACGAUAAAGGGAGAAAACUGCUUUAGGGGAGCUCCAGGGGAGUGUUGUGAGUAAAUGGGUACAUUUUCCGUUUCAGAAGUGAGAACACAACAGGAUAAUAAAGCUAAUUUGAGUGUAAAGAAGACAAUCAAAUAUUCUGUGGAUCCACAAAAUCAGUCUAGAGCAGCUCCAGAUUUUACACCCUAUGACAUCACAAGUUUGAGACACUCUGGUUUCUGGCUUUGGGAGAGAGUAGCUCAUGUUCACAAAUACUGAUUGAACUUUCAUAGGCCAUGAAAUUAACUUUGGAAUUCUUAAUUUAUGUGGUGUUCAUCUUUUAAAUGUUUAAAUUGAACUUGAUAUAAAUGAUAAAUUUUAACUUAAAAGAAAAAGGAAAUGCUGUGUAUUACUUUAAAUUCCCACGUAUUCAUUUUUAUCAAGUAAAUUGUGUGUUUAUUGAGGUGCUGAACACUGAAGGUAAUCUCAUAUACUUGUGUGCUUAUUUGGGAUCAUGAAAUUUUAUCGGUCAUCAAACUAAUUAGUCAAUUAAGUAAUGGAAAGUAAUUUUCUUUAAAUGGGGGGGCUGGAGCCAAUUCCAAUUGAUGUUGGGCGAGAUGCGGGGUACAUGUUGGACAGGUCGCCAGACUAUCACAGGGCUGACAUAUAGAGACAGGCAACCAUUCAUGGUCACAUUCACACCUAUGGGCAAUUGAGAGCCCCUAAUUGACCUAACCUGCAUGUUGCUGGACUGUUUGAGGAAGCUGGAGAAAAUGAAGAAAACCCACACUGACAUGGGGAGAAACUCCAAACGGAAGGGCCCCAGCAGGCCGGGAGGUUCAAAGCCGAAACCUAAUGGUGCAAACCAAUGCACCCUCUUGCAACCCCUCUGGAAUCCCAUAUUGAUGAUCAACCAUUACAAAAAUAAUAGUAUUUUUUUUUUUUUUUUUUUUUUAAAAAAAAGCACAUAAGCAAAUUGGAUGCUCACAAAAAUAAAAUAAAAAAAGGUAUUUGUAUACCACUGCAAUAAAGGUUUUAUGUUUUUAAUUGUGUCACUAUAACUGUGCUCCUUGCCUGCUGCACGGGGACAUAGUGCCAUCUAGUGGUCAUAGUGUAAGGGGCAGCUUUCUCUUUAAAUGACAUGAUACAUAGA